AUGGAAUCGAAAAUGAAUGUUCCAAUUUCAGAAAAUAAAACCGCUGAAAUUAGACAGCCAGAUUCAAAUGAAUCGAAGACUGAAAAAAUUAGUGCCCCUUUAACCACCUUGAGUAGUCAUUCUGAUCCCUAUCCGCAUUAUUUCAUGACUCUUGCCAGUAUAUAUGCUUAUCAAUAUUUGAGGCAACCUAGAACGGCAGCUGUGGCUGGUGUAAUAGCCGCUGUUUAUGCAAUUGGAGGAUAUAAUAUUCAAAACGAUAACGAAAAAACAGUGGCAUCAUUUGGGUUACUUGCUACCUCUGGACCACAAGCUAGAGCGACAAAAGAUGUUUAUCAUGUUGCAUUAGCAAGUUUGGGAGCUAUUAGUGCAGUUAGUAACUCAUUGAAAGUUUAUCAAUUACGAACUGGUAAACCAAAAGAUCUUGAUGUAAGAAGUAAAGCAACAAAUUAA
Molecule: messenger RNA, 450 nt
Organism: Entrophospora candida
Lineage: Eukaryota; Fungi; Glomeromycota; Glomeromycetes; Entrophosporales; Entrophosporaceae
Source: the annotation of a GenBank genome assembly